Molecule: messenger RNA, 2734 nt
Organism: Synchiropus splendidus (mandarinfish)
Lineage: Eukaryota; Metazoa; Chordata; Actinopteri; Syngnathiformes; Callionymidae
Gene: rbm24a
Product: RNA binding motif protein 24a
Exons: 4
Coding region: 205-894 (229 amino acids)
Cellular component (GO): cytosol
Molecular function (GO): mRNA 3'-UTR binding
Source: RefSeq, a predicted model, not a curated record
GCACCUGAUGGUCUCUGUGGGACAAUCCGCACCAUUCAACACCCACUCUGUCAGUAGAACCAUCUACCUCCUCUUUCUCUCUUAUUGAUUGUUUCGUCUUCUGAAAUAUCGGCUUCAUCCAAACAAUCCCCGAAGAGGAGAUAUUGCACUUUGACUUUUUGGAUUUUUCCUAUUUAUUGUCUUCUUCUUUUUUUUGCACUAACGAUGCACACCACUCAGAAGGACACGACAUACACCAAGAUCUUUGUCGGGGGUCUUCCCUAUCACACCACGGAUUCAAGUCUCAGGAAAUAUUUCGAAGUGUUUGGAGAGAUUGAAGAGGCGGUGGUCAUCACGGACAGACAGACCGGAAAGUCCAGAGGCUACGGAUUCGUAACAAUGGCGGACCGAUCAGCCGCCGACCGUGCCUGCAAGGACCCCAACCCGAUUAUUGAUGGCAGGAAGGCCAACGUCAAUCUGGCCUACCUUGGUGCAAAGCCUAGAGUCAUGCAGCCAGGUUUCACAUUUGGCGUCCCACAAAUUCAUCCUGCUUUCAUCCAAAGGCCUUAUGGCAUCCCGGCCCACUAUGUGUAUCCUCAGGCUUUCGUGCAGCCCAGCAUGGUCAUCCCUCACGUGCAGCCAGCGGCUGCCGCCCCGGCCACUGCUUCCUCUCCGUACAUCGACUACACUGGAGCUGCCUAUGCACAGUAUUCCGCAGCCGCAGCCAGUGCUGCCGCUGCUGCCUAUGAGCAGUACCCAUACGCAGCAUCCCCUGCUGCGGCAGGCUAUGUAGCCACCACAGGUUACGGCUAUGCAGUCCAACAACCUCUAGCUGCUGCCGGCCCGGGAACAGCUGCCGCCGCAGCAUUUGGUCAGUACCAGCCCCAGCAGCUGCAAGCAGAUCGAAUGCAAUAACAGAUGCGAGACAGGCAGAGUAGCACGCCCCGAUAUCUGCUGCGAUGGAUGGAUCCAUGAUGAGAGGAGCGGCGGAGGAAUUCAAGUGGAGCAGGCCUGUGUGUCAGCGGCUCAGCAGAAGGGUUGCUCUAGAAAGUUAGUCGAUAUAACAGGAUGGUGAUGGUGCUGAUGAUGAUGAUUAUGAAGUGGGAACUUAGUUCCCACUUGCUGUGCUUAAACCAAAAAAGGCAGAAAAAAAGUCACAGAACAUAACGAUGGAAGGUUGUUGUUAUCAUAACUGAAUAUUGAAGUUACCAUUAAUGCUGCAGUAAUAAUUCUUAUCGCGAUGGCAUGCAGGAACUAAUCCCUGUGGUGGUAGAGCUGUUCCACUAAGCCUUAAAAUCCCAUUGCUGUCUUUAAAUGUUAGUUUAUAGCUAUUUUUGGUCAUUUUUGAAGCCCAUGAUGGUACAUUUCUUUCUAUUACAUAUGAAGGGCUGUUCGUCUUUUCGCUCCCAUUUUGGUAGUUUACGAUUUCUGAUAAUCAGGGAAAUGGAACUGUUUUCAUUGUGUUGGUUUUGUGACCUCUGUCAGGAAGUUCAGGUCCCUCAUAUCUGAUAGUUUUCAUGAUCCGGAUGCUGAUUGUCCCUUUUGGGCUCCACCUCCUGACCUAUGCUAAGUCAACCGAUGACCUGAAGGCCGAAAAACUCAUCGUCAUCAGCUGUUUGACUUGACUCUUGAUGCUGUCAACAGAAAGAGGCAGUGAGACACUCUAAUUCAGUUCCUUGCCUGUGUUUCACUUGUACACACGCUGGAACUGCACACAUGGCAGUCAGAGACAAAGGUGGGGUUUCUCUCCGACCGUGCCAUGGAGAGAAAGGAAAAGUCAGAGGCCAACAGCUGCUGGUGGACUGAGCCACCUCAGCGCCACACAGACGGAUCACUCUGGAAAGGCAGAAUCACUUGUGCUUGUUUGUUGAGCUGACACAUUUUAAUCCCCAGCCCCGUUUGGGAACUGACGUUAACCCCCCUCCCAACCCUCCAACACACACACACACACACACACACACACUCACACACACACUCACACAACAUUGCCCCCAGCCAUUCAAACAUGUCGCUGUCAGCACUUCCACCUCUGUGCAGCUCUCGUCUGCUGUCAGGUACACUCAGCCACCAGGGUUCGACUAUAUGUUGUCAUGUUGUGCCUUAUUUUUACUGCUAUUUAAGGAAAAACUGAAAAAGAGAACUCUUCUAUUUAAGAUAUUUAUUUUUGAGUGUAGGAACUUAGUGGUGGUACUGUAUUAAUAUUAUCGUGUACUCAUCUCAAGGCAUAUAUAUAUAUAUAUCUAUAUAAGUUAUUGAGUAGCUGUAGUAAUUAUAUUAAAGUAAUUAUUUUUUAUUAACCCUCAACCAAAAAUGUGUAUGUAGAAUAUUUAAGAUUCUGUAAAGUGCACUGUAUUUUUUAGAGUAUAAAAUAUUGGUAAGCUUAAUACCAUUUUGUAUGGAACUUUUACAUUUAAAAGGAGGCCUUUUUGCAUGUUCAGCGCCUCCUACAUGUUUAGGUCAAAAAAGCCCAGAUGCUGCUUUUUUCUCUCCUCUAGAAUGUAAAGUCAUCGAGAAGAUUUUAGUAGCUGUGCUUCUUCUGCUUCCUGAACUUCAAAUGGUUUUUUUUUUUACACUGAUGAACACUUUUAUACUUGAACAAUUUCUUACAAGGGAAGUAUGCAAAAUAAAUGGUCAGAAAAAUAACAAAAAAUGCUUUUAACUGUCACUGGAUGAAGGCAUGAGUUUUACUAUUUAAAAACAAGUGGUUCUGUUGAUGGUUGGAGUUCUACUUCAAUAUCUCAACAUCAUGUAUUCA